AUGGUCUGCCCCCAAAACCAACCCCUGCCCCUCCCUGCAUACAAAGACGAGCCUAUUGUCGAAGGUGCUUUGCUAGAUCUAGCAGACUUUUUGGCACCUCCAACCCUGCCUGCGGCCGAGUCGCUUUCAGAGGACCAGGACCUGAUCUGUUUUGAGGAAGCCAAUCCUGCAAGUCCUCAAAAGAACUUGCGCUCAAGUGAACCCGAAGACGUCCUGGUGUCAUCGGAUUCAGAGUCUGAGGACGAGGUUUUUUUUGGCCCGUGUACAGUUCAGGAGAAGCUCGCCUGUGAGCUCGUAGAGGUACCGCCUACCCCAAACAUGGCUAUUCGUGGGGCGUUUACUCCACGGCCAUCACGACCAUCCUCGGUGUGCCCCUCAACGACCAAACACCAGCGCUUAUUGCGCGUCCAUCAGGACCACGACGGACAGAUGCCAAUCUGUGCCAUUGCUUCUUUAAGCAUCGCCGAAACGCACCCCAAGGCACAGCACGUGAGCGCUGAGGAGGAUGGCAAGGCAACAGUUGCCCGGGGCGACACGAAGAAAGCCAGCGGAAAUGGUGAGGCAAGCGAUGAGGAGGAGGAUGACGACGACGAAGAGGACGACGAGAUCUUCUUUGGCUCAAUUACGGACCGUGAGGUCAUAAAGGGCAUGGCUGUUGUGCGCCACGAGCUCCAAAGUGGCUGGAAUGAGGAGAGAGAAGCAUCGCAGGAGGAUGCUGCACCUGUGGCGGCGGAUCACGAUGAUAGCCCAUCUGAAGAGUCGGUAGCCCCUCCCAAGUCACACAUUCCGGCGCCUAGCUCUCGCUUGCCUCGCGCACCCGGCCCGUCGCGUGCCUCCGGCCUUGCACAACCUACACGGCGACCCGCCCGCAGUCGAACCGCUAUGCAGCAUGGUGUUGCUCCUGCCAUUGAUGUGAUCAACGUGGAAAAGGCGGCCGCAGAGAGUGCAGACGUCCUUGCACGCUUGCGAGCACAAACCCUGCGCUCAGUGGUGCCGGCCGUCCCCAGCCUGGGGCUAGCGCCCAUUGUCCACACCCCGCCGCGCGAUGGAUCCGCCUCUAAUUCCACACCUCACCAGGGCCAUAUGAGAAAUGCAGCAGACACAUCUCCAGCGCGCGCCGAGGCCGAGGCUUCAGCAGAGACACAAGCUGUGCAAACCGUUUCUCAGAACCGAGCACAGCGCCAGCCACAGUCGUCCAAGCUUCAAAAGCCUGGUACAGCACUACCGUGCUCGCGCCAACCCACGCGUCAAUCUUCCUUGCGCAAACCCUCGACUCAUUCAUCAAGGGGACAGGCGCCCACAAAAAGUGGCCUGCCUGCGACCAAGCGUUUCGGACUUCAGGAAGUUACUAAUCAAGGCCGUUCCACCACGACUACUAAAUCAAAGAGCUCUCGGGCAGGCUCAGGAGCUAUCUCAGCGACUGCGCCAGGUGUGCGCACCAAAUGCCAGCCGAGCUUGACCGACUUUCCCUCACCGGUUCUUGGGGCCAAACCGAAAUCCUGGAAGAUUUGCCAUUCGCCGGGUGCUUCUAAAGAUGCCAAGUCGACCACUGCACGCAAGCCGGGCAAGUGGUCACCAGUGAAGAAAGCGCGAACAUUUGACGAAAUUCAGCAGCUCUACUUCUAG
Monosiga brevicollis MX1 is the source of this 1626-nucleotide messenger RNA. RefSeq lists its product as uncharacterized. The transcript is spliced from 5 exons. Bases 1 to 1626 code for a protein of 541 amino acids. The record is from RefSeq and is a predicted model, not a curated record. NCBI's taxonomy places the organism in Eukaryota, Choanoflagellata, Craspedida, Salpingoecidae.